Messenger RNA from Penicillium waksmanii, 1215 nucleotides. RefSeq lists its product as uncharacterized. The coding region runs from base 1 to 1215 and encodes 404 amino acids. The record is from RefSeq and is a predicted model, not a curated record. The transcript has 2 exons. Lineage: Eukaryota; Fungi; Ascomycota; Eurotiomycetes; Eurotiales; Aspergillaceae.
AUGGCAGUCGACACGACCUCCUUGAAGGAGGACGCCAGCACCAGCACCACGCGCGAACGCGACGAUACCUUCAAAGCCGAUUUCCACCCCACACGCAUAACCGCACAAACCUUCCAAAGACUCCUUACCUGCUACAACACCACAGCCCAGCAAGUCCAACGGCGCAAAGCGAUGUUGAAACUGCAGCCUAAGGGUGGUUCAAAGAAGCGCAAGACCGGCUCGGGCUCGGGCUCGGAUGCGGCCCUGAUUACGAAAACGGAGUUUGAUUCCUCCGAGGAGCGCAUUAUUGAGGGUGAGGCGGAGAAGUACCUUGAGCUUGAUCGGUGGCGGUAUGAGAGGAUGCCGGCUCUUGUGUGGCAGCGGUUGGACACUGGGGGUCUUGAAGAUGCGGAGGAGGAUGAGGUUGCGUGUUUUACCCAUGAGGAACUUUGUCGGGUUAUGGAGUGGAAGACCAAACACGGUCGUCCCCGUCCUGCACUCCUGGGAAUGAUAAGAUCCAACCAAGAGAAAUUGGUCUUUAAAUGUACAUCAACAGCCCUAAAAUCCCUACCAACCGUCAAGGACAAGGACAAUUCCAACCCCACGACCAUUACGGAAGAAGUCUUCCCAAAGCAAAGCAUGGACGACCUAAGUCCUCUCCGCGGCGUCGGACCAGCAACUGCAUCCCUGAUCCUCUCAAUCGCGACCACGAAUGCAAAGGACGAAGAAUCUGAACGUGUUCAAGUCCCCUUCUUCAGCGACGAUACGUAUCUAUGGCUUUGUGUUGAGGUCUAUCCCGAAUCAUCUGCGUCUCCGGAGACGGUCCGGGCUAUUCGGAAUGGUGGGAGCGGGACUGGGAGCGGGAAGGGCCCAGGCUCGAAGUUUAUAAAGCCGAAUGGCGAGUUGAAUCUAAAGUAUAAUAUUGCGGAGUAUCGGCAGCUUUGGCAGGCUUGUUUUGAAUUACGGGAGAGGUUGAGUGGUGCUGGUGCUAUGAUAUCAAUGGCCGAUAUCGAGAAAGUCGCUUACGUUUUGAGGAAUAUCGCUCUGUCGGGUUAUUACCCCGAUAUUGAUGCGCAGGAGAUUCUCCAUAUGAGUGCUGAGCAGGUGGAUGCUCUUUUGGCUCGUCUGGGAGAAUGUGAGGGCGGUGAUGGUGAUGAUUCGCCGGAACAGAAGAAUGAGAGCGAGACUCAGGAUGAGAAGGGUCCGAGGAGUAGCAAGAAGACCAGGAAUGCUUAG